Chlamydomonas reinhardtii is the source of this 2382-nucleotide messenger RNA. RefSeq lists its product as uncharacterized. Gene Ontology annotation, cellular component: kinesin complex; microtubule. NCBI's taxonomy places the organism in Eukaryota, Viridiplantae, Chlorophyta, Chlorophyceae, Chlamydomonadales, Chlamydomonadaceae. The record is from RefSeq and is a predicted model, not a curated record. Gene Ontology annotation, biological process: microtubule-based movement; cytoskeleton-dependent intracellular transport. The transcript is spliced from 10 exons. Gene Ontology annotation, molecular function: microtubule binding; plus-end-directed microtubule motor activity; ATP binding. Bases 59 to 1936 code for a protein of 625 amino acids.
AUAAACUUCUACCGCAAUUAGAGCACAUAAAAACACGCACGCUGCGCACACUGCGCAAAUGGGCGACACGCAGCCAGUCCAGCCGCGGCCUGGGCUCGGCGCAAGCUCGGUCGCGGACGCUUCCGGCCCCUCGGCUGCUUCGGCUCCGGCGCCUGUGGCUGGCACCACGGUGCGCGCCCGCUUCCGGCCGCGCAGCAGCAAAGAGGCCGAGGCGCGCUGUGUGGAAUUCCUGGGCAACAGCGACAGCGGCGCUAUCGGCUUCACUGGCCCGGACGGCGUGAAACACAACUUUGCGUUCGACAAGGUGUAUGGCGAGACCUCCAGUCAGGAGGAGGUGUUUGCGGACCUGACACACGUGGUGGACGCCGCACUGGCCGGAUACAACGGCACCAUACUGGCGUACGGCCAGACGGGAAGCGGCAAGACGCACACGCUGAUUGGGCGCGUGGCGGACCCGGCCCAGCGGGGGGUGGUGCCGCGGGCGGUGGCACACCUCGCCGACGGCAUUGGGGCGGCGGGGGAGCGGGAGGGGGCGGACUUCCAGGUGGUGCUGAGUGUGGUGGAGAUCUACUGCGAGCGAGUGCGCGACCUGCUGGCGGAGGGGGGAGGCGGCGGCGGCGGCGGCGGGAGCGACAACCUGCAAGUGAAGCAGGAUGCACUGCGCGGGGUGUACAUCGAGGGAGCCACGGAGCUGUGCGUCACGGACGAGGCCCAGUUGGUGGGCUGCAUGGGGCGCGGCCUGGCGCAGCGCUCCGUGGCGGCCACCAGCAUGAACGCUGAGAGCAGUCGCAGCCACUGCAUUGUGACUGUGCGUGUGGAGCGCACCCGGCCAGACGGAGCCGUGCAGACGGGCAAGCUGGUGAUGGUGGACCUGGCGGGUAGCGAGCGGGCGGACCGCACCGGGGCCGCAGGAACCACACUGGUGGAGGGCAGCCUCAUCAACAAGAGCCUCAGCUGCCUGUCCAACGUCAUCUACGCGCUUACGGACGACAAGGGGGGCGGCGGGGCGGGCGGGGCGGGGGGCGGCGCCGGCCGCCACGUGCCGUACCGGGACAGCAAACUGACACGCGUGCUGCAGGACUCGCUGGGCGGCACGGCGCGCACGGUCCUCAUCAUCUGUUGCUCGCCCUGCGCCGAGAACAGCGCCGAGACGCUGUCGUCCUUGCGCUUCGGGGCGCGCGCAAAGGGCGUCCAGAACACUGUGGCCCUCAACGCGGUGCGUCUGGCCCCCGACAAGAUGGCGCAGCAGCUGGAGGCGCUGCGGGCGCGCAACGCCGCCCUGGCAGCCGAGCUGGCGGCAGCCCACACGCGCCUGGCGGUGCUGGGGGCAGCAGCAGGAGGAGGAGGAGGAGGAGGAGGAGGUGGAGGGGGAGGAGGAGGAGGGGGAGGACCCGCGGCGCCUUCGGCGCCGCCUCCGGCGGCGGCUGCGCCGCCGCCGCCGCCGCUCUCGCCGGUGGCAGCAGCCGCUACCGCGGCUGCUGCGGGUGGUGGUGGUGUUGGUGGUAGUGGUGGUGGUGUUGGUGGUGGUGGGAGCGGUGGCUGUGGUGGGAGCCGCGCGGGUGCGGAUGUGGGCGAGGCGGACGUGCCGCUGGGGGCGCUACUGGUGCGGGAGGUGGUGGAAAAGGCGCAGGACGCGGCGGCGGCGGCGCGGGCGCUGCUAGCUCGGGCCCGGCAGGUGGUCGUACUGGCAGGCAGGAGCAGCAGGAGUGGUGGAGCGGGGGCGGCAGGGGCGGGGGCGGCAGGGACGACGGGUGCGGCAAAGGCUGGGCCGGGUGCGGUGGCGGCAGCUGCCACCACCACCGCCGGCGCCUCCGCCGCCGCCGCCGGCUCCACCGCCAUCAUCAGCCUGCGUCAGGCUGAGGCGCUGGUCGAUGUGGCGGCGCUGGCGGCGCUGCUGCUGGGGCUGUGCGUGUUUGCGGUGGCGGCGGCGUCGUAGCACGGCGGUCACUUGUCGGUAUUCGAUCAAUGAAGACUGGUAACGAACCGACGAAGAUCGGUGAUGAGUAUUAGAGUAUACCGUAUGCGAUACCACACGCACGCGGCGUGUAACGUUCCGUGUGGGUGCGAUCAGAGGUUCACUGACGGCGGGCCGCGAGUGCCAUGUGGCCGUGACAUUGCGGCCGUGACAUUGCGACAGGCGCAAAAACGCCCCGCCGACCACCUCUAUUUUACACGCUGAAACCGUUGAAAAUCAUGAAGAGCGGGACUAGUCUGGGUGGUGCCAAGUGUUUUGCGGUGCGCGUGUGUGAGGGGGGCGCACUGGGGAACGUGGUGGGCGAAACCCGGAUGGGUGAGGCAGGAUUGCAUCCGCUGAGGCUGCCGAACUUGGGGUUGCCACGAGACUUACAAAGAAGAACUGCACUAGGUAGAUUCGGGCAUAUG